AUGGAAUCAGAAAAGAGUGUUAUGAUAGAUUGGUCUUCACAAAAUGGAUCAUAUAGGGGAGUAUUGGUGAUAGCUUGCGCUAUUUUAUCGUGGAUUCUAAUCCACAGAUGGAGCCAGAGGAACAAGAAAGGCCCCAAAACAUGGCCACUAGUGGGAGCAGCCAUUGAACAGCUCACAAACUAUGACAGAAUGCACGAUUGGAUUGUUCCAUACCUCUCCGAGUCGAAGUCUGUCGUUGUUCCAAUGCCUUUCACAACUUACACUUACAUUGCAGAUCCUGCUAAUGUAGAACAUGUCCUUAAGACCAACUUUGCUAAUUAUCCGAAGGGUGAGACUUAUCAUUCGUACAUGGAAGUCCUACUCGGGGACGGGAUUUUUAACGUGGACGGCGAGCUAUGGAGGAAACAAAGAAAGACUGCAAGUUUUGAGUUUGCAUCCAAGAAUUUGAGGGAUUUCAGCACCAUAGUCUUUAGAGAGUAUAGCCAGAAGCUCCAUGCUAUUCUAAGUCAAGCAUCUUUCCACGGCCAAGUAGUUGAUAUGCAGGAACUGCUGAUGAGGAUGACUUUGGACUCUAUAUGUAAAGUGGGAUUUGGUGUGGAAAUUGGAACUUUGGCUCCCGAGCUACCAGACAACCGCUUUUCUCAGGCUUUUGACGCCGCAAACAUCAUUGUUACGCUCCGAUUCAUCGAUCCACUCUGGAGAAUAAAGAGAUUUCUCAAUGUGGGUUCAGAAGCUUUGCUUGAAAAAAGCAUUAAGACAAUUGAUGAUUUUACCUACUCAGUUAUUCACAGAAGGAAAGCGGAGAUCAAAGAAGCUCGCGGGAGUUCUAGAGACAACAAGAUGAAGCAUGACAUACUGUCGAGAUUCAUCGAGUUAGGUGAAGACCCAGAAAGCAAUUUAACCGACAAGAGUCUGAGAGACGUCGUCUUAAACUUUGUGAUUGCCGGUCGGGAUACAACAGCAACAACUCUUUCAUGGGCCAUAUACAUGAUAAUGACACACUCCCAUGUAGCUGAGAAGCUCUACUCGGAGCUCAAAUCUCUUGAAGAAGAUCAAGCAAGAGAAGAGAACGUGUCGUUACGCGAGUAUAACGCAGAGGACCCUGUCUCAUUCAAUGAAAGGGCAAGACAAUUUGCAGGACUCCUGAAUUACGAUUCAUUGGGAAGGUUAUACUAUUUGCAUGCCGUUAUCACAGAGACACUUCGUUUGUACCCUGCAGUUCCUCAGGAUCCCAAGGGAAUUUUGGAGGACGAUGUAUUACCAGAUGGAACAAAAGUUAAAGCAGGAGGUAUGGUGACUUAUGUGCCCUACUCAAUGGGUAGGAUGGAGUACAACUGGGGCCCAGAUGCAGCUUCAUUCAAGCCUGAGAGAUGGCUCAAAGAUGGUUUCUUCCAAAAUGCAUCCCCAUUUAAGUUCACAGCAUUUCAGGCUGGACCAAGGAUAUGCCUAGGGAAGGACUCUGCAUACCUCCAAAUGAAGAUGACGUUAGCCAUUUUAUGUCGAUUUUACAAGUUCAUUUUGGUGCCUGGUCAUCGAGUUGAUUACCGUAUGAUGACUAUUCUGUCUAUGGCUCAUGGUUUGAAGGUUACUGUAGCUAGACGUCUGUAG
Molecule: messenger RNA, 1608 nt
Organism: Morus notabilis
Lineage: Eukaryota; Viridiplantae; Streptophyta; Magnoliopsida; Rosales; Moraceae
Product: cytochrome P450 704B1
Exons: 6
Coding region: 1-1608 (535 amino acids)
Molecular function (GO): monooxygenase activity; iron ion binding; oxidoreductase activity, acting on paired donors, with incorporation or reduction of molecular oxygen
Source: RefSeq, a predicted model, not a curated record